This is a messenger RNA of Hypanus sabinus (Atlantic stingray), 5915 nucleotides long. It is a transcript of the gene ankrd1b, whose product is annotated as ankyrin repeat domain 1b (cardiac muscle). The coding region runs from base 179 to 1147 and encodes 322 amino acids. Lineage: Eukaryota; Metazoa; Chordata; Chondrichthyes; Myliobatiformes; Dasyatidae. Gene Ontology annotation, cellular component: nucleus. Gene Ontology annotation, biological process: regulation of transcription by RNA polymerase II. The record is from RefSeq and is a predicted model, not a curated record. The transcript is spliced from 9 exons. Gene Ontology annotation, molecular function: RNA polymerase II-specific DNA-binding transcription factor binding.
GAAGCUGUAGCCGCUGACCGAGGCUCUGGGUCCAGCUCCCAUCUUGGAACAUGAUCUCAUUCAGAGGCGCCGGUUUUAUAUAUAAGGGAAGUUGAGGCUGGGAAACUCAUCAGAUGCUAGCAGUUGGCUACCCACGAAACUCAGCCACAUUCAGGGAGUUCUAAGACCCACCGACAACAUGGUGAUGCUACGAGUUGAAGAUCUGGUAACCGGUAAGAAGAGCCUGGCUAAGCCCGGGGAAUGGGAGGCUGGUUCGCUGAGCGCGCAGGAGGAGUUCCGAAGUGGAGGAUACUGCUCUGCCGUGGCGAUCGAGAAGCAGGAUGAUCUGAAGACCCAGACAGAGCCAUUCCAUUUCAUACCCAGCCACCAGCACCAGAAAGAGAAACUCCAGCCAGUGGCACACAGCAAAAAUAUAAAACCUGUGGAACAGAGACUGAAGCUUGAAACUAUAGACGAUCUUCAAUUCAUCGUUAGGUUGAAGAAAAAGAAACAGUCUAAGACUAUUGCAACGGGACUCCCAAAGGAACAAGAACCGGAAAUUAUAACUGAACCUGUAGAUGUUGAAGCGUUUUGGAGAGCGGCAUUGGACAACAAACCCCUUGUGGUGGAGAAAUACCUUGCAGAUGGUGGCCAACCGGAUGCUUGUGACCAGUUUAACAGGACUGCCCUGCAUCGCGCCUGCUCGGAGGGAAACGAAGAGAUUGUACUGAAACUACUGGAAGCCGGAGCCUCCACAGAGUUUCGCGAUAUGCUCGACGCAACAGCGGUCCACUGGUCCUGUCGCGGAGGCAGCCUGGAAGUUUUAAAAAUUUUGCUAAAUAAAGACGCAGCUGUAAACGCAAAAGACAAGUUAUGCAGUACUCCUUUGCACGUCGCUGUCAGGACCGGACAUUAUGAAUGUGCUGAACAUCUAAUCGCGUGCGGAGCCGAUCUUAAUGCUAGAGACAUUGAAGGAGACACGCCUCUGCACGAUGCAGUGCGACUAAACCGUUACCGACUAAUGAAGCUGCUGAUGAUCUACGGUGCCAAAAUCACUUUUAAAAAUUGUAACGGACAGACACCAUUGGAUCUUGUUCUUCAGUGGCAAACUGGCACAAAGGAAAUACUUAACCAAUUUAUGGAAACCUCGCAGAUGUCAUCAAAAUGAAGCCUGCUGUAGAGGAGUAAAGGGAGCCUCCUCCCUGUCCCCUCCUCCACCCCCAAGGAUGCCAGGUGCAUUCUGCCUUUGAUUUCUGAGAACUUCAACACAUUCGCCACAUGCUUAGUAUUAGAAAUGUUCAAUCUUCAAAGCUCAAUAUGACAAAAUCUAUUGAAAGUGCUUCAGUUCAUGCAUAAUGAAAAUGAACUUAGAGAAGUGAAAAGUCGAGACUUUUUUUAUAUGAAGACUGAAGUUCCUGCUGACAUUUUCAGCUGUCAGUAAGGGUUUAUUUGGAAAAUAGGAAGUUGAAGGAACGAGACUGGAGAACACUGAAGAACUGAAAUUCGGAGUGGUUUAUGGAUACAGGAUUGAUGUUUCAGAGAUAAUAUAUGGGACAAGGUGUUUUAAGAGUUUCACUUCUGUAAUUAAUUGGCAAUGGUGGAACGAUAUUUGAUUACCACCCUCCAUAUAUUACUAAGAUGGCAAUUCAGCUAUUAAAAUAGUUUAUUAAAAGAUAGUUGGAUUUGAAAGUGGGUUCUUGGAUGGAAUUUAGGAAUGGGCCAGAUGUAAGCCGAAAGUCAAUAAGUAAUGAUACUGAAAGUUAUGAACUGAAACUUUGAGGUAACGAACUAUAUUUAUGAUAUAUUAUUUGUACAUUUACAUGUUACAAAUUUGUAAAUUUUGUACACAGUAUGUACUGUUAUUUAUUUGCAACUUAAACAAAACGAGUUUGCUUUUGCAAGUGGGUUAUGAUUCCAAACAUCUAUUUAAGAAAAAUAGUAUUUUCUGUAAGACUAGUUAUACAAUCAUGGAGGAAAACCGAAAGCAAGUCUCCAACCUGGGUUGUGGUUUUUGAGGCUAAGAAUACAAAAAUCUGAGAUGUAUAUCAAUGGUCAUCUAGCAGAUUUAAACACAAUUGCAGCAAAGAUGUGACCGAGACCUUUGGUCACAGGCAAGCUUUUGUAUGUAGCCAGUGCAUUUGGGUGAUUGUGCCCAUGAAUCCGCCCAUGAAUACAUGCAUGUGACCUGAGGUAGAGUUGGAGACUCUCAUAAUGAAUAUCUUCAUGUCUUCUCCUCAGAAAGUGAUAUUAUUCAUAUAAUAUUUAAAGUGGUAUUGUGAUUUAUUUUGAAUAGUUAUUGUACUAUUUUACUUUGUGAUUUAUUUAAACAUUGAAAACCAUAUUGUAAGCAGAACAAAAAUAAACACAAUUGAGAUCUUUUCCAUCAUUUGAGGCAUGUUGGUAACUACAUUUAUAUUCACAUCACAGUUGUGCUAUUUAUGGAGGUAACAGGAUUCAAUAGCCACAGGCCAUUAAGAUGUCAAUGCUAUCUAGUAAGCAGGUGUGAUUAAUUCAAAUAACUAAUUAAUCAUGUAGUGCAAGGCUAUAACUGUCAAAUAAGUAUGUGACUGAGCAAAAAUCCAAAUAAUUAUGUAAAUAAUCAUUGUAGAAGCCACAAAGAGAAAUGUGAUCAAACCGAAAAAUCGAAUUAGCGCUGAGAGGCAUCUAAGCCUCUAAGCCAUAACUUAGUUCCUUUACGUGAAAGGUGCUGUCAAGGUCAUCUCAAGUGAUGGACUUUCUACUCAUGUCUGGAACAGGUCUGCCAAUUCCUACACCUAACUGGAAUAUUACUUUUAAUAUUCCAUUUAUUUCCCUAACUUUCUUCUUUUUCCAGGUGAUGGCAAUUUUCCAAAUUGUUAUUGGUAAUGUUCUGAGUGCUUCAAUCUUUAUUUUUGCUUUCCUACCCCCAUGAAAGGUUACAUAUUACUCCACCAGCACCCGAGCAGUGUCCAUCUUUAACCCCUAUUUCUGGUCCCUCACCAUACUAUUGGAAACUGCAUUUUUUCUGCCCUCUGUAAAUUGAUUACCUCUGGCCUUGAGGAACAACAGAAGAACUGCAAAAACUGCAGUCAGAAUUGAUGUACAACAUCCAGGCAAAAUUGAAAAGGAUGAUGAAUACAGUACUGAAGGUGUUAUAUCUGAAUGCACCCAGUAUACUAAAUAAGGUAGGUGCCCUUGUAGCACGGCUAGAUAGGCAGCUAUGAUGUAGCAUCACUUCAUUCUGCCUGAAAGAAGUUCAUAGCUUACCAUCCAAGGAUACAUCUUGAAUUGAAAUCACAAAGCAGAGGGGGUCAGGUGGGUGAUGAUAAAAAAAAUAAUGAAAUCAAAUCCUUAGAAAGAGGUGUCAUAGGAUCAAGAGAUGUAGAAUCCUUGUAAGUAGAGUUAAGAACUGCAAGUGUAUAAAGACCUGGAUGAGAGUUACAUAGACAGCCCAAACAGUAGGCAGGAGGUGGGAUAUAAGUUAAUGCAAGAUAAAAAAGGCAUGUAAUAAGGUCAAUAUUGUGAUAGUGAUGGAGGCUUUCAAUAUGCAGGCAGAUUGGAAAAAAUCAGGUUGGUGCUGGAUCCCAACAGAGCUUGUGGUUGAACCCACCAAGAAAAAGGCAAUUCUGGAUUGUGUAAUACACCAGAUUUGAUUAGGGAGCUUAAAGACAGUGAUCAUAAUGUGAUGAAAUUCACCCUGCGGUUUGAGAAUGAGAAGAAAAAAGUCAGAUGUAAGGAAAUUACAGCAGUACAAGAGAAUACCUGGCCAAGAUUGAUUGGUAGGGGUUGACGACAGAACAGCAAUGGCUGGAGUUUCUGGGGGUAAUUUGGAAGGCACAGGAAAGAUAUAUCCCAAAGAUGAAGAAGUAUUCUGAAUGGAGGAUGAGGCAACCAUGGCUGACAUGGGAAGUCAAAGAUAGGGUCAAAGCUAACGUGAAGGGAUAAAAAUAGCAAAAUAUUUGUGGGAAGCUAGAUGAUAAAAAUGCUUUUAAAAACCAAUUAUAAGGGCCAUUAAAAGAGAAAAGAUGAAAUAUUAAGGCAAGCUAGCCAAUAAGAUAAGAAACUAGAAAUUUUCUCCCCAGAUAUAUAAAGAUUUAAGAGAGAGACGAGAGUGGAUAUCAGACCAUUAAAAAAUGAUGCUGGAGAGGCAGUAAUGGGGAACAAAGAAAUGGCGGAUGACCUCAAUAAGUAUUUUGCAUCAGUCUUCACUGUGGAAGACACCAGCAGUAUGUCAGAAAUUUGAGAGUGUCAGGGGUCACAAGGGUGUGUAGCUGCUAUUACUGAGGAGAAGGUGCUUGUGAAGCUGAAAUGUCUGAAGGCCAAUAAAUCAACUGGACCAGAUGGACUCCACCCUAGACUGUGCAGGCAUUAGUAAUGAUCAUUCAGGAAACAAUAGAUUCUGGAAUGGUUCUGGAGGAGUGCAAAAUUGCAAAUGUCACUACAGUUUUUAAGAAGACAGGCAGAAGAGAGGAAGUUAUAGGUCUGUUAGUCUGACCUCAGUGCUUGCAAAGAUACUGGAAGCCCAUUAAUAAGGACGAGGUCUCGAGGUACAUGGAGGCGCAUGAUCAAGUAGGCAAAAGUUAGCAUGGUUUCCUUAAGAGGAAAUCUUGCCUGAGAAGAUGUGUUGGAAUGCUUUGAGGAAAUAACAGGCAGGGAGUGAGUGGAUUUUCAGGCCAGUGACAUGGUGCCACACAUGAGGCUGCUUAACAACAGCCUAUGGUAUUACAGAAAAUAUUCUAGCUUGGACAGAAGAUUGGUUGACUAGUAGGAGGAAAAGAGUGGGAAAAGAGGGAGCCUAUUCUGGAUGGCUGCUGGUGACUUGUGGUGUUUCGCAGGGGCCAGUAUUGGGACCGCUUCUUUUCACAUUAUGUGUCGAGGAUUUGGAUAACAGAAUUGAUAGCUUUGUGGCCAAGAUUUUAGACAAUACAAAGAUAGGUGGAGGGGCAGGUAUGGUUAAGGAAGCAGGGAGUCUGCAGGACUUAAAUUAGGUGAAUGGGCAAAGAAGUGGCAAAUGAAAUAUAGUGUAGCAAAGUGUAUGGUCAUAUACUUUGGUAGAAAAAAAAUAAAGGUGUAGACUAUUUUCUAAAUGAGGGGAAAAUUAAAAAAAAAAAUCGGAGGCACAAAGGGAUUUGGAGUCCUUGUGCAAGAUUGACUUGUAGGUGAAUCAGUGGUAAGAAAGGCAAAUGCAAUGUCAGCAUUAAUUUCGAAAGGACCAGUACAAGAACAAAGUUGUAAUGCUGAGGCUUUAUAAGGCAUUGGUCAGGCUGCCCUUGGGAGUAUUGAGCAGUUCUAGGCCCCAUAUCUAGGAUUAGACGUACUGACAUUGGAGUGGGUCCAGAGGAGGUUAUUGAGAAUUAUUCCGGAAUGAAAGGAUUAAUGUCUGAGGAGUGUUUGAUUGCUCUUGGACUAUACUCACUGGAGUUUAGAAUGGGGGGUGGGGUUCUCAUUGAAACCUAUCGAAUACUGAAAGGCUUAGAGAGUGGAUGCUUUUGUGACAGUUGUAGCCUUCCAUUUAUGGCACCAUCAUGACAAACCUAGUUUGCAUCAUUUCCAGUAGCUCAUGUAGUCUGCUUAUAAUAUGGAAACCAUUGACACAAUUCCAUUCCAGUUACUUGGCUGACGAUACUAUCAUACAAUAUCAAGACCAGAUUUGACCUUAAUUUGUGAGCAUGAAGACUCAGAGCUGCAUUUGUAUGAAUACGCUGUCUGUAAGAAACUUUGGCGUAAAAAUCUGGUCUGCAUCCAAUGAACUGUCUGUAAUGUAAAUGCUGGACAUGCUGAAUAGGACUUGUAGAGCAAAACUUGGACCUAGCUAUUGAACAAAUGGUGUAUUCAAAAUUUGCCACACACAUCCAGAUAAUUCUUUAUGGUAUGGACAAGUAUUUCAGUACAAACAAUGAGAAAGUACCUUAGAGAGGCAAUGCUGCCUCUCCCCAACAUUGGGUCAAUGAUGCCAA